UCGAAAUACUUUAUUAAAUUAUUGUCUAAAUAACUGUGCCGCUAUGCUAUGAGAACCUUCCAACGGGACGAAGGUAAUAUAUUAAAAAUUAUAUUAAGAAAAAUUAUAAAAUUUGGGUUAAAUUACAAUAUUAAUUUUUUACUACUCCGUAAUAAAUAAAAUAACCAAUUAAAUACAUUAAUGAUAAAAUUGUAAGAAACAUUCUAAACAUUACCAAGUGAAAACAUGUUCUGAUAUGAUCUACCAUUUAAGACAUCCUAAAACAAGUCGUCUAUGAACAACUUUAUAUUACCUCAAAUUACUUACACCAAUAUACAAAUUUCAACGCUUCAAUAUAUAAGUUGGCAUGGGAUUAAGAGAAGAAGAAUCCACAAUAUCGAUGGAUCGGAUAGAUUCAAAAUUCAGUUCGAUUCCGAUCAGCUAACAUGGGAGAGAGAUCCCAAAUCCACGUUGUUGGCCGCCGCCUUUGCAGGCAUGGAGUUUGAAGUCUUGAAGCAUGAAGAUGAAGUGGUGGCCGAGCGGUGGAGCCGGCACCGGAAAGAUCCUUGGUGGGUCGUCGGCGAGCAGAGGCAGCGUUGCCCGCCCUUCGGUGAGUUCGCCGGGAUCUCGUCGCCGUUGGGACUUUUGGGAGAUAUGAUGGAGGAGUCCAUAGUAGCCGGAGUAGUAUUGGCCAUGAUUUCUUCGUUAUACUCGGUACUGCGUAUU
This is a messenger RNA of Cuscuta europaea, 705 nucleotides long. NCBI's taxonomy places the organism in Eukaryota, Viridiplantae, Streptophyta, Magnoliopsida, Solanales, Convolvulaceae. The record is from the annotation of a GenBank genome assembly.